CUCCAUCGUUCUCUUCUUUGAUCUCUCUCCUAUUCUUUCACCAUUUCUUUUCUUUUUUAUUUUUUUUCUCUGAACAAACAGAAUUUCUGUUACAGUUUCCUAUUUUCAUUUUGAAGAAAAAAAAAAUCCCACAUUUUAAUACACGAUAAAGAGCAAUAGAAAGUUUGGGUUUUUGUUUUUCUUCUCAGAUUGUUAUUGUAAAAAUUCACAGGUGAAGAAAUGAAUUGUAGCUCUGUUCGUUUCCAAUUUGAGGGCAUAGGGCAUCGUUUUUUGGUGUAAAUUUCUUUUUUUUUUUUUGGGAUAAAUUUUGAAAGUUAAAUUAGGGUUUGGUUUGUAAUUUUUGGUAUAUUUAUUACGAAGUUGUGAUCUUGGGUACAUUAGAAGGCAAAUGAAGAAAAUGAGUUAUUUGCAUUAGGAAAAAAAAAUUAGGUGUAGAAAAAAAUGACAGAUUUUCAAGCUUUACAGCAAAAACCAGAAUCCCCAAAUGAUGCCAGAGCUGAAUUUGAAAUGGGUUUGGAAGAAUUAAUGAGAGGGCAUUUAGAUGAUUGUAUGUCAUUUGCACCAUGUAGUUCUGAUAGAAAUCGUGAUGAUGAGGAUGAUGAGGGUGAUCAACUUGUUAGGAGGAGGAGAAGGUCUGAUCUUGAAGGUGAUGACUUAGCUGAGUCAUCUGCUGCUAGAAGGCGGCAUUCUAGGAUUUUGAGUAGGUGGGCUGCUAGGCAGGCUCAGGAAAUGAUAACGACAAUGGAGAGGAGGAAUAGGGAGUCUGAGUUGAUGGCUUUAGCCGGUUUACAUACUGUUUCAAUGCUCGACUCUUCUUUCUUGAGAGAGUCACAGUCACCUACUUCUAGGCGACAAGGGGGGAAUGUUGAGAGGCCCAGUACUCGGGCUUCUGCGAUUUUGCAAAUGUGGAGGGAGUUGGAGGAUGAACAUUUAUUGAAUAGGGCACGGGAGAGGGUUAGGGAAAGGUUGAGGCAGCAAAGGACUGCUGAUGGUAAUACGACAAUGUCUAGUACGACUUUGUCUGAGAGUCGUGGGAGUGAGAAUCAUGGGAGUGUUGGGGAUGUGAGUGAGAGUGAGAAUGAGUAUGGAACUUGGUUACAUGAUCAGAGUGUGUCACAGAACGAUCGUAGGGAUGAUAAUGGGUCUAGUAGGGAGCAGUCUCCUGAUCUUGGCGAAGUCGAGAGGGAGAGGGUGAGACAGAUUGUUCGGGGAUGGAUGGAGAGUGGAAUUAGUGAUCAUUCAUCCAAUGUUACCCAAAGGGCUGGAAGUCCUAGAGCUGAGUGGCUUGGUGAAACAGAGCGUGAGAGAGUUAGAAUUGUCCGGGAGUGGGUGCAAAUGACAAGUCAGCAACGAGGAGUUCGUGGGGGUGGGGAGGAAGAUCAGGCAGCUACAAUUGGUGUGCAAGUUGAUCAAGUUCGUGAAGGCUCAGGUGCUGACCAUGAUGAAGGCCAACCAGAUCAUAUUCGGAGGGACUUGCUAAGGUUGCGUGGAAGACAAGCUGUAAUUGACUUACUUGUGAGGAUUGAAAGAGAAAGACAAAGGGAACUUCAGGGUUUGUUGGAGCACCGUGCUGUAUCUGAUUUUGCUCAUCGUAACCGCAUUCAGUCACUACUCAGAGGUAGAUUCUUACGAAAUGAAAGACCUGUCGAGCAGGAGAGACCACCUUCAAUGGCAGCAAGUGAAUUAAGUCAAUUAAGACAACGGCACACUGUAUCUGGUUUGAGGGAAGGGUUCCGCAACAGAUUAGAAACAAUUGUCCGUGUUCAAGCAAGCAGCAAUUCUGAAACCACAACUAGCAAUGUCAUCAAUGAUUCUAGAAAUGAACUCACCCAAACAAACACGUCACUAGAUGUCCAGGGUGAAAACAAUGAACAUACACAACCUAGGAGUUUGGAAAGUGACAUUGGACAGUUGCCUAAUCAAACUGGAGAUAUGGUUAGCAACAUGGCUGUUGAGAGCAUAAGUUGGCAAGAAAAUGCUAACCAAGGUGGGAAUGAGAGAGGACAAUGGCAACAGCCAACAUAUGCUCAGUUCAAUGAAUGGAGGGAGGGCAACGCAGAAGAAAUGGAUACAAAUUGGCAAGAAAGUUCAGUUAUUGAGUAUCACCAAGAAAUUCCUGGAAAUGUAAAUGGAGAAGAAAGUCAGCCACCAGAAGCCCAGAGAGUUUGGCGGGAGGAUGGCUCUCUGGAAGCUAUUGAUAAUUGGUCAGAAGGGCCUUCUGAUCCUCCAAGAGCACGCCGUGCAAUCCCAGUUAGAAGGUUCAGUAGAUUUCAUCCACCUGAAGAUGAUAAUGUGUACAGUAUGGAACUUAGAGAACUUCUGAGCAGGAGGAGUGUCUCUAAUCUUCUUCGAAGUGGUUUCCGGGAAAGUCUAGACCAAUUAAUACAGUCUUACGUGGACAGACAAGGUCGUUCUCCCAUUGAUUGGGAUCUGCACAGAAACUUGCCGACUCCAGCCUCACCAGAGCGUUAUCAAGAGCAGCAGAGGGAGGAAACAAAUGAUGAUCAGAAUGAUGCUAUUAACAGGCCUUCACUGGUGCUACCUUCUCCUCCAGUGCCACCACCACAGCCGCUGUGGCAUCAGGAUUUACAUCACACCAGUUGGUCUAGGCACAGCAUGCAUAGAUCAGAAAUUCAGGAAUGGGAGAUGUUUAAUGAUCUAAGAGCUGAUAUGGCAAGACUCCAGCAGGGCAUGAGCCACAUGCAGAGGAUGUUGGAAGCCUGCAUGGAUAUGCAGUUAGAGUUACAGCGAUCUGUCAGGCAGGAAGUCUCUGCUGCUUUGAAUCGCUCAGCAGGUGAAAAAGGUUUGAAUGCAGAAACAUCCGAGGAUGGUUCUAAAUGGGGUCAUGUGAGGAAAGGGACAUGCUGUGUUUGUUGUGAUAGCCAUAUCGAUUCACUUUUGUACAGAUGCGGACACAUGUGCACUUGUUCAAAGUGCGCAAACGAGUUGGUUCGUGGCGGAGGAAAAUGCCCUUUGUGUCGGGCGCCUAUCGUGGAGGUAAUCCGUGCAUAUUCAAUACUGUAGACAGAUGAAAGAACAGAAUAAGAAUUGAAUAGAAUGACUGGUAAGGUCUAUAAAAGAGCCAAUGUCAGUUAAUGGCUCCAACCUGUAGAGUGUUCAGUUGUUGCCGGUGUUUUUCUGAUUAGUUGUGGAACACUAAGCAGUGUAUAAUUGGAAUAACAAUUGGCAUCAUUGAUUCAUCGUUCAUGCGUAAAUAAAAUGU
Molecule: messenger RNA, 3223 nt
Organism: Durio zibethinus
Lineage: Eukaryota; Viridiplantae; Streptophyta; Magnoliopsida; Malvales; Malvaceae
Source: RefSeq, a predicted model, not a curated record